This is a messenger RNA of Syzygium oleosum, 2796 nucleotides long. RefSeq lists its product as uncharacterized. The record is from RefSeq and is a predicted model, not a curated record. The transcript is spliced from 9 exons. The coding region runs from base 702 to 2384 and encodes 560 amino acids. Lineage: Eukaryota; Viridiplantae; Streptophyta; Magnoliopsida; Myrtales; Myrtaceae.
AUUCUCUGCAACUCCUCCUCCACCUCCUCCUCCUCCUCUUGCCUCCACUCCUCCACUUUCCCAAGCUUUUUCAACCUCCCUCUUUUGUCCCUCACGAGCAUCCCCUGAACAGCAGCAGCAGCAGCAGCGGCAACAGCAGUAGGAGUACCGCCGAGCUCGCUCGCUCCCUCCCUCCCUCCUCCCCGCGAGGGUUUUUCUCUCAGACACACCCGCAUUUGGCUCUUCUCUCUUAGGGUUCACGGGUUCUCCGAGAUUCGUCGCCGCUUGUUUUGCUCUCGAGUUCAAGGACGGGGCUCGGUUCGGUUGCGGGCUUUUUGCAGUCAAAAGGAUGGAGGAGGGGAAUAUUUGGAUGAUCCCCGGGCUGCUUUCCUGACCCCGCCCCCCGGCUUCUCUUUUGGUCCUUUUCCCCCCGCUUUUCUCUCUCUCCCCCCGGGGUUGACGUACACGGGAAGCAAUUCGAGCUGAACGUGAUCGAAUUCAAUGGGUUUCAUGUGAAGCAGUUUCGUCAGCUCCGAACUCGGCCGAGUUGGGGAGCUUCGUUUGCGUCGGGACGGCAGGCCCCCCCCUGGAUCUUAAAUAGCUGGCCUCGCUCCGACAUGAAGCUCGCCUCGAGCUCUUGGAGAUCUAUUUUCCCCUUAUAAGAUGCUGUAAUCGUCUUUGGGUUUUUGCUUCGUUUGCCCACAUCCAGUUCCGCUGAUUGUAUGCUUUCUGGUGCUGGAUCUAUGGAGGACAUAGGGCUGUUCAAGCAGGGUUGGGAAUGGGUCCUGUCGCAGAAGCGCUCCCUCUCGCGUGCCAAGAACGCGAUGUGGCGCGUCCGAGAUAGAAUCUGCGUGUUCGUGGAGAGGCAUUGGCCGACGGUGUGGGGCUGGUGUUCCCAGUUCUGCAAGGUGUUGCUUCUGUCGUUGAUGUACUGGAGGGACUGCUUCGUCCGGGGUUCUCAGUCGGUUAUUGGGUUCGGUUCCGCCUCUCUGCUCCUCAUCAUGUGGAGUUGCUUCCUCAGCCUUACUUCCAUGUCUUGCUUGAUUUAUGUCGUUCUGAGUAUGGGAGCUGCUGGAGCUGCGGUUAAGUACUUGGGAUUUACUCCUGGGCUGUUUAUUGUAGGACUCUUUGCUAUUUUAAUUUUGUGGAUGUUUGCUAACUUCUGGAUAACGGGAACAUUGUUUGUAAUAGGAGGUUACUUGUUCUCCCGCAGUCAUGCCCGUCUGGUAAUAUUGAUGGCUACCAUUUAUGCCAUCUAUUGUGUCAAAGUUCGAGUUGGAUGGCAUGGUGUUUUCCUCUCCAUCAACCUUGCGUUCUUCUCAAAUGACGUGCUAGCAUAUUUGGUUCAGUGUUGUGACAAUAUUUCUGAGACAAGGCACUCCGAAGAGCAGAAAGAGUCGGAAACACUGACUGAAGAUGAAUUCUCUGGAGAAUGUGAAUUCUCUACUUUGAAUGAAGAGCCUGAAAAGUUGCAUUCAUGUAAAUCAUCCAGCAAACAGCCUGCUUCCUCAUCGUUUAUUUGUAAGCAGAGAGAAUUAUCCGGAAAUAAGGAGUUAAAAGAAGAAACUAGUUCAUUAGAUGAGAUGAAAAGGAUAUUAAAUAGUGUGGACCAUUAUGAAGCACUUGGGUUUCCUCGGCAAAAGAAAAUUGAUGCUGUGGUGUUGAAAAAGGAAUAUCGAAAAAAGGCCAUGCUUGUGCAUCCUGAUAAAAACAUGGGAAGUUCACUAGCUAGCGAAUCAUUUAAGAAACUUCAAUGUGCAUAUGAGGUCCUCUCAGAUUCCACAAAGAAGAGAGACUAUGAUGAGCAACUGAAGAAGGAAGAAAACAGAAGCAGGAGUGUCUGUCAAAAGUCCCACUCGCAUCAGGAAAAUCAUGAUUAUUGUGCUGAGGAGUCAAGACGUAUACAAUGCACAAAGUGUGGAAACUCUCAUGUAUGGGUGUGUACCAAUAGGAGUAAGACCAAUGCUAGGUGGUGUCAGGAUUGUUGCCAACAUCAUCCAGCCAAAGAUGGGGAUGGAUGGGUUGAAUACAAGGGCUCAUUGGUCUUUAAUAGGCCUCAAAAGGUGGAAAUACCACGCGCUUUUGUCUGUGCCGAAAGCAAGAUCUUUGAUGUGUCAGAAUGGGCCAUCUGCCAGGGUAUGGCUUGUCGGCCCAACACUCAUCGUCCAAGCUUCCAUGUGAAUAUGGUUGGCUUGGAAAGGAAAUCACAGCGAUGUAACUCAAGUAGGUAUCCAUGGGAUCUGGAUGCAGAGAUGAUGGAUGAAGAGGACGAAUUCGAGUUAUGGCUUCAGCAAGCCCUGGCCUCUGGCCUCUUCUGUGAGACUUCCAAACGCAGAAAGAGCUGGAGUCCAUUCAAGUUGCACCAGUUGAAGGGUAAGAAGCAAUGGAGAAGAGCUUCAUCAUGAAUGGCGGACCAAGCAUAGAAUUGGCCAAGUUCUUUCUAUGCUCCUCGGAGCUGAGAUAUCACAGGACCAGGAUUAAUUGGCAGAGAAUAUGGUGAUGUGUCUGAUGUACCCAAAGCAUGUUAUGUUUGACCAGCCAGCCUGUCCAAACUCAUCGAGGAUGAGGUGAAUGGAAUUGAGGUCCUGGAGUUGAGCGACUGCUUUCUUCUGUUAUCGUGUAAAUAGAUUUAGGUCAUCUCUACGGCAUUUCCUUUGAUUCACAGUGUCAGUUUUGUCGAGUCCCUUUUGGGGACGGGGAAUAUUUUGAGGUCAAGUCAGAGGGCAAAACUGAUUUGUGUCUGUUGUACAUUAUUCAAGCAAUCUUUGCUUAUUUAAGUUGUAGCACAGGUUCUCCUAAAAAAAUUUGCUCUCCCAA